Messenger RNA from Heterocephalus glaber (naked mole-rat), 2024 nucleotides. RefSeq names its product guanine nucleotide-binding protein G(s) subunit alpha. Gene Ontology annotation, molecular function: insulin-like growth factor receptor binding; D1 dopamine receptor binding; G-protein beta/gamma-subunit complex binding. Gene Ontology annotation, biological process: adenylate cyclase-activating dopamine receptor signaling pathway; sensory perception of chemical stimulus. Gene Ontology annotation, cellular component: heterotrimeric G-protein complex; cytoplasm. The record is from RefSeq and is a predicted model, not a curated record. NCBI's taxonomy places the organism in Eukaryota, Metazoa, Chordata, Mammalia, Rodentia, Bathyergidae.
ACCUCAUGGACUGCGGGAGGAGGGGGAGGUCCCAGCUCUUCCUGGUCGGGUUGGGCACUGCCAGAAAUCCCGCUUCCCGAAACCAGCUUAAGGAAAGACAACACGCCUCUCCCCGCCCUCUCCUCAGUCCACGUCUUCUCUUAUCCCCCUAGUCUCCUUUUCUCGCCACCACUCCCAGCCCAAACCACAUCACCUUUGGGUCCGAAUGGCCACCCCGGCCCAGGACUAAGAGCGAGAGCGAGCUGCGCAAGCCUGCUGUUGGAUCAAGAGCUCGGUCAGCUCCGCGGACCUGGCCGCGCCGGCUGCCCUCGCCAUGAGCUGCCUCGGGAACUGGAGGACCGAAAGGCAGCGCGGGGAGAAGGCGCAGAGUAAGAUCAGCAGAAAGAUUGAUGAGCAGCUGCAGAAGGACGAGCAGAUCUACCUGGCCACGCACCGCCAGCUGCUUCUGGGUGCUAAUAAAUCUGGUAAAAGCACCAUUUUCAAGCAGGAGAGGUUUUUGCAUGGGAAGGAGUUUGAUGGAGAAAAUGAGAAGGCCACUGAAGUGCAGAACAUCAAAAACAAUCUGAAGGAAGCUAUUGAAACCAUCGUGGCCGAAAUGAGCUGCCUGCUGCCCCCCGUGGAGCUGGCCAACCCAGAGAACCAGUGCAGAGUGGACUACGUUCUGAGCUCGAGGACCGUGCUCAACUUCAGUUUCCCACCCGAAUUCUACAAGCACACCAAGGCGCUGUGGGAGGAUGCAGGAGUUCAUGCCUGCUACGAGCGCUCCAGCGAGUACCAGCUGAUUGACUGCGCCAGGUACUUCCUGGACAAGGUUGAUGUCAUCAAGCAGCCCCAUUGCGUGCCAAGCCACCAGGACCUCCUUCGCUGUUGUGUCCACACUCUUGGAAUCUUUGAGACUAAGUUCCAAGUGGACAAAGUCAACUUCCACAUGUUCGAUGUGGUGGGUCUGUACUAUUUCCGCCGUAUAUGGUGCGAGUACCUCAAUAAUGUGGCUGCCAUCAUCUUCGUGGUGGACAGCAGCAGCUACGAACUGAGCGACAUGGAGACCAACAUAUUGCAAGAGACUCUGGACAUCUUCAGAUCCAUGUGGUGCAUGUGCCCUGGCUCCCUCUGCGUGCUUCUGUUCCUCAACAAACAAGAUCUGCUCUCUGAGAAAAUCCUUGCUGGGAAAUCGAAGAUUGAGGACCACUUUCCAGAAUUUGCUCACUACGCUACUCCAGAUGAUGCUCCUUCUGAGCCUGGAGAAGACCCACGAGUAACCCGAGCCAACUACUUCAUUCGCAAUGAGUUUAUGAGGAUCAGCAUUGCUUGUGGAAAUAAGGACCACCACUGCUAUCCUCAGUUCAUUUGUGCUGUGGACGCUGAGAACAUCCAUUGUGUGUUCAGCCACUGCUGUGACAUCCUCCAGUGCCUGCAUCUUGGAGAGAGCUGCUCUAAGAAGGGAACCCCCAGCUUUAAUUAAAGCUGUAAGUUCAAUUGAUUUAAAGGGAUAGAAGAAAUAAAUAUGUACAGUAAAAUGGAGACAAGAGAAGCUAUAAUUUUUAAAUUGUACUUUUAAGAAAAACAGCUCUUUGGUACACAAAAGAUAUUAAGGUCUUUCAAGAAACUCACUCUUUAAAAAAAAUUCCUAAGUGUCUAAAAGACACAAUAACCCUGAGGGUGUGCUUGUCAUUUGUGAAAAGGGCCUUUUCUCCUAUGACUAGGCCAUCCCCUUUCACAUGUGAGAUGGGUCUUUUGCCUAUAGAGAGGGCCAUCACCUUUCCCCUGUAAAUUGAAUCCUCUCUUCCCAUAGACGUACACUUCCCAAACCUCAUAAAUGUACCUAGCUCCAGGCCACAAUGCACAUCUUUUGCUUAAGGGCCUAUUCUCUAUUCUCUUUGAAUGUGUGCUUGUAAACAAAACCACUGUGAAAUAAACCUCUCUAUGCCUCUUACUGAUGUGUCUUGAAAUCUUUUUCUGUCAUCAAGCCUAUAACUUAUCUGCAGGUGUGCUAAGUUAAAGUACCCUAUCUCAGCUUUAGGAGA